Molecule: messenger RNA, 432 nt
Organism: Lactuca virosa
Lineage: Eukaryota; Viridiplantae; Streptophyta; Magnoliopsida; Asterales; Asteraceae
Source: the annotation of a GenBank genome assembly
AUGAAUUCGAACAGGAGCAAGACAGUGAAGCAAUUGCCUCUAUCAGAGGCGUUGAUAGUACUUGAAACCACAAGUAUUUAUGAAGCCUGCUGUCAGAUGGCUGCUCAAAGAGCUGAUGUUCUUGUACUUACUAACUCAGAUGCGUUUCUCACUGGGGUAUUGACGAACAAGAUUGAUUUGGUCAACACACCUGUGUCAAAGGUGAUGACAGAGAACCCAAUUUUCGUUUUGUCUGAUACUCUUGUAGUGGAAGCCCUGAAUUACAUGGUGAAAGAACAAUUUAGACAGUUACCUGUGGUAGAGAAUGGCAAGGUUAUUGGUUUACUUCACCUGCUUUUAUGUUUAUUUGAUGAAACCGCAAAUACUGAAACAAUAGCUGAAAAUUACGACAAGGUUGUAGAAGCUGCAGUGCAAAGAGUCACACAGAGGUAG